AUGGAACCAGAACAUGUUGCGAAAAUUUGCGGGUACGCUUCUGCGACGUUUUACUUUUUAGUUGAUUUGCCACAGAUAUAUUUAAAUUUCCGUACGAAAUCAACAGAAGGAUUCAGUUCUUUAGCAGUUUGCCUAAGAAUGAUAGGAAAUUCAUUUAAUUUUGCGCUCUGUUUUGCAGAAAAAAGAUCAUUAGAACUUAUUUUCCCGUCAUUGAUUCUAUUUGUCGUACAUCUUAUUCAGAUUUUCCAAUUUGUUUGGACAAGGCGUGCCAAACCAUAUCUUAUCUUUUAUUCAAUACCAGUUGUAGCGUUUCUUGUUGUUUUUCUCAUUCCUUCCUCAAAUUUCAUCACAAGAUACUUUAAUUCGGCUUCACAAGUAAUUUGCUCAGUUCCAUACUUUUACGCAUGCAUAAGAAUACGAUCUACAUUAGGAAUUUCAUUAUUUGGUUUACAUUUGAAUUUCACUGCUUCAAUUCUUGGAAUUUUAAUGUGUAUGAUUAACUGUCAACCAGAUAAUGUGAUAUGGAUGUUCUAUUUCAUAUCAGUUAUGUACUCUGUCAUUGGUUUUGGCCUAGCUUUUGCAUAUGAUGAAUACAGAAUCUUUGAUUCUGCAUCCAAGCACUCCAAGAAGGAUGUUCUCAGAUUGGAACCUAUUUAA
Messenger RNA from Trichomonas vaginalis G3, 657 nucleotides. Its product is annotated as cystinosin family. Gene Ontology annotation, biological process: L-cystine transport. Gene Ontology annotation, molecular function: L-cystine transmembrane transporter activity. The record is from RefSeq and is a predicted model, not a curated record. The transcript has a single exon. Bases 1 to 657 code for a protein of 218 amino acids. NCBI's taxonomy places the organism in Eukaryota, Parabasalia, Trichomonadida, Trichomonadidae. Gene Ontology annotation, cellular component: vacuolar membrane.